AUGCUUGCCGGUGAUGACUCAGGCGCAGGAACUGAGCUUGCUGCAUCGGGUGUCGUACUGGACAACGAAGAAGUAGAGUCAGCGGUCGAGCUGGUGGAAGAUGCUGCUGAGGUCGAGGAUGAUAACUCUGAACUAGAAAUCAAGCUUGUCGGAUCGAUCAACGGGCUCGAAGAUAGCGGUAGCCCGGUUGAAAUUGACGCUGAAGACAAUGAUGCACUAGAUGUGACCUCAGCUGGACUUGCAGGACUGGACUCGGAUGUCGAGCUUCUAUCUGAACUCGACGAGGGAGCGGAAGACGUGGCAUCAAUCGUUGAUGUGCUAGCGGAUGAAGAACUUGAUGUCGUGAUUGUGAUCUCUUCAGAGCUUGCCAGCGAGCUCACAUAUGUUGAAUCAAUUCCCAAAGUGCUGGUUAGAGAUGACGAAGAGGAUUCAGUGGAGCUAGCAAGAGAAGUAGCAGUCAAGCUUGGAGAGGAUCGGGAAACGCUUUCGGAGGUGCUCGAGCUACUCUCAGUCAAAGUACUCUGCGAGAUUGGAAGUUGGCUGGCAGGGUCAAUUGUCGGGCUCGGCGAAGAAGGAGUAGCGCUGGAAACGUCUGAAGAAGUCGAUGCGAUACUUGAAGUCGAACUGGAGGAAAUUGAAGUAGCUACAAUCAGGCUGAUUGAGGAAACAGACGAAGUUUCCAAGGUGUCCGAGGCUGUCGAGGAAUCCGCCAUCAAAGUCGACAACGAACUUGACGAUUCAAGUAUGUCUGUGGAGCUGGAGUUUUGCCCAAUAGAUGUGAUCGAUGACGUGGAAAACAAGGUAUUCGGGUCAGGCGUGGCGCUUGAAGACGAAGAGCCGGCCACAAAGCUCUCAGCUGUAGUGGUUGAGACCCCGAGAGUCACACUGCUUGAGGAGGGGGUUGGCUGCUCUGAAGUCGUGGUCGAGAUUAGAUUCGACGUGUCUGAACUACUUGAACUAGAGGCGCUGAGUUCAUCGCUAGUCGAAGUGCUGCUCGAGGAAAAUGGUGUACCAAGGUUGGCCUCAUUGCUUGAGGUCGAGGUUGUAGAGCUUUCACUGCUAGAGGAACUUGAAGAAUCGACGACUGAUGAGGGAGUGAUGCUAGCGGUAGAUAGCAAUGUGUCGGACACAAAUGUCGAGCUUGAUGAAGACGACGCUUCCGAUGUUUGGCUUGAUUCGAGAGACGGGAAACUAGUCUCUGGGCUUGUCGUUAUUGAGUUGGUAGAUGUUGGCAGAAAUGUGUCAAUCUCAGCAGUAAUUCGGGUGCUGGAGAAAGAGGAUGAGUCUUCCGAAGAACUGGAUGUAGGCGGAGUGCUAAAGUCUGAAGUUGGGAUGCUCGAUACUGAAGAACCUUCACUUGAGGAGUUACCGAUUGAUGAUGGAAGUAACGUGCCUGUUUCAAGAGUUGUCGACGUAAUUGAAGAGAGGGACGAGAAAUCGACCGAGGAGCUGGCCGAUGCCCCAUCCACACGAUCGCUUGUCGAAUUGCUUGGAGGUCAAUACUCGUUGUAG
Messenger RNA from Colletotrichum orchidophilum, 1512 nucleotides. RefSeq lists its product as uncharacterized. The record is from RefSeq and is a predicted model, not a curated record. The coding region runs from base 1 to 1512 and encodes 503 amino acids. The transcript is spliced from 4 exons. NCBI's taxonomy places the organism in Eukaryota, Fungi, Ascomycota, Sordariomycetes, Glomerellales, Glomerellaceae.